AUGGACAUCAAGUUGGUCGCCAUAUUUUUCAUCCUUGUUUGUAGUGUAAGGGUGAUCAGGACCACUCAUCCUGAAUGCUCCAUUGUCCUCCACCUCUUGGAGAAAGAGGGCGAGUGCAAACUCCAGAUGAGGAACACCAAGGCACUGUCCUUGUCAACUCCUAAUAACACUACAGGUUGUCUGGUGGAGUGGGAUGGUGUGAGCUGCUGGCCCGCAGCCCUAAAUGGGGAGAGCCUCUCCGUAUCGUGUCCUCUGAUCCUCUUGAAGCCAGACUCUCCCCCAGCUCUAAUCACACGCAACUGCACCCCCGAAGGAUGGAGUAAGCCAAGCUUGCCAUAUUACAAAGCCUGUUACUUUGAGGACAGCAGUGAAGAAGAGGAGGAGACUGGGGAUAAGCAAAAUUACUUUGCUACGGUGAAGAUCAUUUAUACUGUGGGCUAUGGGUUGUCGCUGGCAUCGCUCUUCAUUGCCAUUCUGGUCUUCUGUAUCUUCAGGAAGCUGCUGUGCAUCAGGACCUCCAUCCACCUCAACCUGUUUUCCACCUUCAUCCUCCGUGGCCUGGCCGUGUUUGUGAAGGACGCCGUACUGUUUGCAGACGAGAGCAUGGACCACUGCACUGUCUCAACGGUAACGUGUAAAGCAGCAGUGACUUUCUUCCAGUACUGUGUCUUGGCCAACUUCUUCUGGCUUCUUGUAGAGGGCUUGUACCUGCAAACUCUGCUGGUAUUCACCUUUGCGCAGAAGAGAAAACUCUUCUGGUUGUACAGUGGCAUAGGCUGGGGCACUCCCUCAGUGACCAUCAUAAUUUGGACCCUGCUGAAGAGUCAGUUUGACAAUGAAGGAUGCUGGGACAACCUUGACAGUGCCUUGUGGUGGAUCAUCAAAAUUCCCAUCCUCUUAUCUGUCUUUAUCAACUUCGUGGUGUUUGUGAACAUCAGUAGGAUCAUCAUUCAGAAGACCAAGUCCACAGACCAGAAUGGAAGUGAGGGACUUCAGGUCUACAGGAGGCUGGUGAGAUCCACCCUUCUUCUCAUCCCUCUGUUUGGAGUGCACUAUGUGGUCUUCGCCCUCUUACCUGAGCAUGUGGGUGUAGGGGCCCGACUCUCCCUGGAGCUGGUCCUGGGCUCCUUCCAGGGGUUUAUAGUUGCAUUGUUGUACUGCUUCUUGAAUGGGGAGGUACAAAAUGAAAUUCGAAAGGCGAUGAAGGGGUGUCGUUCUCAGACAGGAAACAAUGUCUUCAAUCUGGCAACCCAGGACUAUGUAGCCUAGACUCAGGGUGGUGAUGACUAUCUUAAAUGGUUUAUUAUCAUUGAAUAACCGAAGUCUAAGGACAAAUACAGUGCAUUCGGAAAGUAUUCAGACCCCCUUGACUUUUUCCACAUUUUGUUACGUUACAGCCUUGUAUUAAAAACAUUUUUCACUAAUCAAUCUACACACAAUACCCCAUAACGACAAAGUGAAUACAGAUUUGGGGGAAUUUUAGAACAUUUAUUAAAAAACAGAAAUACCUCAUAUAAGUAUUCAGACCCUUUGCUAUCAGACUUGAAAUUGA
Oncorhynchus tshawytscha (Chinook salmon) is the source of this 1552-nucleotide messenger RNA. It is a transcript of the gene ghrhr2, whose product is annotated as growth hormone releasing hormone receptor 2. Lineage: Eukaryota; Metazoa; Chordata; Actinopteri; Salmoniformes; Salmonidae. The transcript has 13 exons. Gene Ontology annotation, cellular component: plasma membrane. The record is from RefSeq and is a predicted model, not a curated record. Gene Ontology annotation, biological process: adenylate cyclase-modulating G protein-coupled receptor signaling pathway; cell surface receptor signaling pathway. Bases 1 to 1269 code for a protein of 422 amino acids. Gene Ontology annotation, molecular function: G protein-coupled peptide receptor activity; peptide hormone binding; vasoactive intestinal polypeptide receptor activity.